CCACGGAGCCCUCGCUUCCCAUUGAUUCGGGGUUUCCAUUUUUUCUUCGUCCUCCUUCCAUCUCGCGUUUUCCUUCUCCAACGCUUCUUCUUCUUCUUUCUUUCUUCCUCCGCCAUUUUUUUAUAUAUUUCUUGGUUAUAAGGCUUAACAGAUCUAAGAGCAAGAAAUGAGAACCUUCGACUUCUUCGGGAGAUUAUCUAGAGCUUUCCAGGAUUAUCCUUCUCUUUCAAGGAUCAUUGUUGUCUCUACGAUCAGUGGUGGGGGCCUUAUAGCUUAUGCUGAGGCAAAUACAUACAAUGGCAGUAGGGGCCAUAUUGCUCAUGCUGAUGCAAUCACGUCCAACGGUGCACAUGGUAUUGCUUCAUCUGAAGCAGUUCCCAAGAAAAAGAAGGUGGUGCUGCUUGGAACUGGUUGGGCGGGUAUGAGUUUCUUGAAGGAUCUGAAUAACCCUAGUUAUGAGGUGGAAGUUGUGUCUCCUCGUAAUUUCUUUGUGUUUACCCCAUUGCUACCAAGUGUUACAUGCGGUAAAGUAGAAGCACGCAGCAUUGUUGAGCCAAUUCGCAACAUCAUCAGAAAGAAAAAUGUUGAUAUCAGUUUCUCUGAAGCUGAAUGUGUCAAGAUAGAUCCUCAGAAUAAGAAAAUUUAUUGUCGUGCAACUGUAAAUAGCAAAUUGAAGGGGGAAGAAGAGUUUGCAGUAGACUAUGACUACCUUAUUAUAGCCGUGGGUGCUCAGGUUAACACCUUUAAUACUCCUGGUGUGGAGCAAAACUGUCAUUUCUUAAAGGAAGUUGAAGAUGCUCAGAAGAUCCGUAAGAAUGUUAUUGAAUCCUUUGAGAAGGCAAGCCUACCAAAUUUAAGUGAUGAGGAGAGAAAGAAAAUCCUUCACUUUGUGAUUGUUGGCGGUGGUCCAACAGGUGUGGAAUUUGCUGCAGAACUCUAUGAUUUUGUCAAUGAGGAUGUGGUCAAACUAUAUCCGAAGGUCAGAGAAUUUGUGAAAAUAACACUUCUUGAGGCUACAGAUCAUAUUCUGAACAUGUUUGACAAAAGAAUCACAAAUUUUGCCGAAGGGAAGUUUGGAAGAGAUGGCAUUGAUGUGAAAUUAGGGUCAAUGGUCACGAAAAUAGAUGAUAAUGAAAUUUCCACAAAAGCAAGAGGUAAUGGCAACACAACUAAUACACCAUACGGGAUGGUUCUCUGGUCAACUGGCAUUGGACCUCGUCCUCUCAUAAAGGAAUUUAUGAAGCAAAUUGGUCAGGGUAAUAGGCGUGCUUUGGCAACUGAUGAAUGGCUGCGUGUUGAGGGUUUUGAUACCAUUUAUGCGCUUGGUGACUGUGCAACAAUUAACCAGCGGAAAGUCAUGGAGGAUAUAUCUGAAAUAUUUAAAAAGGCAGACAAGGACGAGUCAGGAACAUUGACAGUUAAAGAAUUUCAAGAAAUAAUUGAUGAUAUUUGUGAAAGAUACCCUCAAGUGGAGCUUUAUCUGAAGAGCAAGCAAGUGCGGAACAUUGUUGAUCUUUUGAAGGAAGCCAAAGGGGAUGCUGCAAAAGAAUCCAUUGAACUGAAUAUUGAAGAAUUUAAAUCAGCUCUUUCUCAAGUUGAUUCUCAGAUGAAGAAUCUGCCUGCAACAGCACAGGUUGCAAAUCAGCAAGGUGCGUAUCUUGCUAAGUGCUUCAACCGUAUGGAAGAGUGUGAAAAGAAUCCUGAAGGUCCCGCUAGGUUCAGGGGAACAGGCCGCCAUCGAUUCCAUCCCUUUAGGUACAGGCACUUGGGACAAUUUGCUCCUUUGGGAGGGGAGCAAACAGCUGCACAACUUCCUGGUGAUUGGGUCUCAAUCGGACACAGCUCGCAGUGGCUCUGGUAUUCUGUCUACGCAAGCAAGCAAGUAAGCUGGCGCACAAGGGCAUUGGUAGUAUCGGACUGGGUAAGGCGUUUCAUCUUCGGGAGGGAUACCAGUGGCAUUUAAGGCAACAAACAGGUCUCUGGGUUUUGGAGUUACAAUUUGGCAGAAUUGCUAUAGCUUGGAAUGCUGUAGAAAAAUUUUGUUUACAUUUUUUCCCCUUUUGACCUAUUCUUUCACAUAAUAAUCAUGCUGCCAGCAGGGCUUUGGCCUCUUGGCAGUGUUCUCGCUUGCCAAACCUUACGAUUUAAUUGAUUUAAUCUUUUACUUAGGGGAAUGACGAACGUGUUCUCUAAGGUGGUUUUACAAGGAAUUUUGCAUUUUGGAAGCUAAAUUUUAGUUCACUUCUGAGCUACACGAAAAUAUUAACUAUUUCGAGGUGG
Messenger RNA from Theobroma cacao (cacao), 2280 nucleotides. RefSeq names its product external alternative NAD(P)H-ubiquinone oxidoreductase B2, mitochondrial. Lineage: Eukaryota; Viridiplantae; Streptophyta; Magnoliopsida; Malvales; Malvaceae. Gene Ontology annotation, molecular function: NADH dehydrogenase activity; calcium ion binding. The record is from RefSeq and is a predicted model, not a curated record. Gene Ontology annotation, cellular component: mitochondrion.